This is a messenger RNA of Aedes albopictus (Asian tiger mosquito), 7641 nucleotides long. RefSeq names its product luc7-like protein 3. Lineage: Eukaryota; Metazoa; Arthropoda; Insecta; Diptera; Culicidae. The coding region runs from base 275 to 1240 and encodes 321 amino acids. Gene Ontology annotation, molecular function: mRNA binding. Gene Ontology annotation, cellular component: U1 snRNP; U2-type prespliceosome. The record is from RefSeq and is a predicted model, not a curated record. The transcript is spliced from 6 exons. Gene Ontology annotation, biological process: mRNA splice site recognition.
CGAGGCUCAGAACGGAAAAAGGCAAGGAAAAUUUUCAUCGCGUUGUUGAACGGGAAUUUUUCGCUCGUAAAAUUGCAAAUUUUUGCAAAAAUAGUGCUUCUACUUGCCUUAAAAUACCGUUAUUUUGUGAACUGUACAAACGGUAACACAUUGUAUGUGUUUUUCUAAAGGAAUCUGCAAAAAAUAGUGAAAAAAAGUUCGAUUUAAGUAGCACCAGUUAGGUGUGUGGUGAAGAAGCAAAGAAGAAGGAGACAAUCCAAACAAAGCUGCAAUCAUGGAUGUCGCGAGGCAACUGCUGGACGAACUGAUGGGUCGGAAUCGUAAUUUGGAUCCUUCGGUUAAAACCAAAGAGCUCAACUGGGAAGACGAGGAGUUCUGUACAUAUUUCAUGGUCAAAUUCUGUCCGCACGAAUUGUUCGUCAAUACGCGGGCGGAUUUGGGCCAGUGCGGAAAGUUGCACGACGAGGAGGCGAAGAAGCUGUUCGACGCGGCCAAACAGUGCCGCAAGAAGAUCCAGUACGAGGAAGAUUUUCUCCGCUUCUGCACCAACAUGAUCAACGAAGUCGACCGGAAGAUUGUAAAAGGCCAGCAAAGACUUCUUCUGAUGAACAGCAAACUGGAGGCUCGCCCGGUUUCCAAGCAGCAGGAGCAGAUCAACACCAUGAACGAGAAGAUUGAAAAGCUGUUGCGAGAAGCCGAGGAAGCUGGAAUCCGGGGAGAUGUGGAUCAGGCACAGAGCCUGAUGCAAAUGAGCGAUCAGCUCAAGGAAGAGAAGGACGAACUGAUCAAACAGCACGAAUCAAACGGAUGGUCCGUCACGGCGGAAUACGCCGCAUCGCAGGAAAAGCAAAUGGAAGUGUGUCAGGUUUGCGGUGCAUUCCUUAUAGUGGGUGAUGCUCAGCAACGAAUCGAUGAUCAUCUUACCGGGAAGCAACAUUUAGGUUAUUCGAAAUUGAGGCAGGCGGUUGAGGAAAUGAUGGAGGCUAGAAAGAAGCCUUCUCCACGCCCUGAUGAGCGUCGACGAGAUGAUGAUCGUAGACGUGACCGACGUCGGGAUGAUCAUAGACCGAGAGAUCGUGACGAUCGCUUCAAGCGGGAUGAUAGGCGCCGCGAUCGACGGGAUUUUAGAGAUCGAGACUACGAGCGACACGAAAGGCGUGAUCGAGAUCGUGGAGAUCGUGAUUAUGAACGGCAAUAUAAGAGAUCUGAACGCCACCGCAGCAGAAGUCGCAGCCACUAAACCAACAGCCCGAGAACAAUCUUUAUGUCGUCAUGAUGCCGUUUCUGUUUACUAGUAGUAGUUUUAGCAGUUCUACGUUCGACCCGGCAAACAAUAAUCGGAUUAAGAGGUAUCCCAAGCUACAGAAAAAAACUUAUAGACAAUUAAUAAUCUAUCAGCCUUUCACCAGGUAAGUCGGUUUGUACAAUAUCAAAAAUCUAAUCGAUCUUUCUUUUGCGUUUUCUUUCAUCGUCGAAUGUGUUUUCUGUGUCAUAUAAUCCUAAAGCGUAAACAUAUCAGAGAAACAUGAAAACGUAAAUGUGAUACAGUUACACUCCAUUCGACGCCAUAUUCGUAUAGGCUGAGGUGUGUCUUGUUGAGGGUCGUUGCAUUUCCCCAAACAGGUUAGUGUUCUCGGAUAGAAACAGACAAAUUGAAGAUCCCUUGCAGGUGAAUCGUGUUGGAGAAUUUGCGGAGAAUUUCAAUCGCAUGACAGGUAUACAAUCACGAUCAGAAAACUACCCUAACGUCGAUUCAAUUAUCCUUCCAGUUAUGUUUCCUUUGGGGUUGAAAUCCUCCAUAGAAGGCGAAGAAGUCGCAUAAAAGGUACUUUUUCCUAAAUUUCAAAAUGUUUCUAAGUAAACAUUUUCUGCUAAACUUGUAGCUCGAAGCUAGAACGGUUGGGUCAACAUCCCUAAGUUGUCCCUUGUCGCGAAUGAUCAGGGAUUACCGUGCACGCGAAUCGCGAGGAUUGAGAGGUACAUUCAGUUGAAUCAAAGUUAUAUUUUUUUUCGAAAGUUUUACUCAGGAUGAUCUGUUGAGAAGUCUUCGGUACCGUAGGCGUGAAGCAGAACCGUGUCGUACUGUCGCUAUCGAAUGUGCCAAUCAUUCGAUGGUAACAGCAACGCAACUCAUAAUACCAGGUAUUUCCUAUCAUUUCUGUGACGUGUCUAAAUCUUUCUGGAGUUUAAACUAUGUUGAAAAUAGAACGGAUUCAGGUCGAAUUGUAAUGAGUUUUGGCUUGUUCUUGCUAUGUACUAUUUUUUAUGAACAUGCUGCAAAGGGUUGGACAAAUAAGCACUUCCGUAAAUAGCACCUUUGGCGUGAGGAAAUAUAAACGCAAAAACUAACUGCUUUAUAGAAGUAUACGUGAACAUGACAUUUGACCAUAGUUUAAUUUGAUAAUUAUGGUUUGCAGGUAUAUCAAGACAUCCAAAAUGUCCAUAAGUAUAGUCCAAGUAUAUCUCCCCAGAAUGUCCAGCGAAAUUUGAUUCUCAGUGAUGUCCCGAAAAUUUCUUCAGGAGUCUUUCCAAAAAAUUCUCUCAGGAAUCGCCCUGAAAUUAUUCAAUAGUUCAAAAUCAGUCUUAGGAAUUUCUCCAGGCAUUUUGUUGUCUGCUGUUCGGAUUUGUUAUUUAACCGCAGACAAUAUUUCAUAUAUUCCUCUCUGGAGCCACCAAAUGUUGAUUAUUGUUUAACUUUAUUUGGUGCUUGUUGCUGUUUUGCUAAUAUUGACUUCGAUUCUCGCGAGGACGUAUAAUGCUUCCUAGUGCAUUCAUUCACGUUGCACCUUCGAGUUUUUCUGCAUUGAAUGGAAUGAUGAUCCGAAAGCAAACAACUGAAACAUAAUUCCUUCGAUCGAACAAAUUGGAUUUGGCCCUCAACUUUCAUUCGUUUGUAGUUGUUACACUGAUACAAUUUAUGAAGAUUUUUAAAUCGAAUACAUGUUAAAUGAGAUAUUUCCUUGUCUAAGCGUGGGUUCUUUCAGCAGUGUUCCUCCCUGGAGCCACCAUAUGUUGUUAGUUCGGACUUCUUACUUAUCCGCAGACAAUCAUCGAUAUCUUUGGGCUAGUAUUCAUCACUUCGAACCUAUGCUUGGUGAAGGAUCUUUGAGAAUCUGCUUUGAAGCAACUUUCGGAUAAAAACACUUAGCAAGAUAAACUUACAACACUGACUGUAUUUCUAAGAAUUGCGACAUUGGAUUUUUAAACCCGUUUUGACCUGAGUCACCGCAUCCCAGCAAGAGUUCCUAAAGUAUUCCUAGAAAUAUCUGCUGAUACUGAGCGAAAUUUCUGAAGGAAUCCUUAAAAAAUACUUUAGAGGUAUCGCAAGAUGAAUUCCUAUAGGAAUACCUAGAGAAAUCUUUGAAGGAUCACAGAAAGGAUAUGGAAUCCAGGAUUUUUUUUCUGGGAUUACUCCAGGGAGUCCACUUGGAGUUCCUGCUGGAAUUCUUUCUGUGAUUUGUCCAGGGAACGGUCCUUCCGAUGAUUUAUCUAAUAAUACCUUCAGAUAUUCAGAGAUUUUUCCAAGAAUUCCUUAAGAAUUUCCCUAAAUGUCUGCAAGGAUUCUUCCAAGAACUCUGCAAAUUCUUGUCGGGAUGCCAGUAAUUCCUGCUGUAAUUUAUUAGUCUACAGUUGUAGUCCUGCUGGGAAUCCUCUUGACAUUACUUUAGGAAAUACAGCUGAGAUUGGUCCAGGACUGCUACUGGGAUUCCUGUAAAUAUUUCUUUCUAACAGAAAUCACCCAUGAGUUUUUCCUAGGUUUCCCUGACCUACACGGAAUCAUCCAGAAAUUUCAAGAGUAAUUAUUGGAGAUAUUCCAGCUGAUAAUCCUUAAGAUAUCUCAGCAAGAGUUCCCGAAAAAAAUCUAGUAGGAUUUGCUGAAGGAAUGCCAGCAGUAAUUACUGGAAAACAAAGAGCCAUUCCUAGAAGAAUCCUUCAGAAGAAAUUUCUGAAGGAAUCAUAGCAGGUAUUCAUGGAGGAACUCAAGAGAAAUCCUAAGGGGAAAUCCUGGAAAAAUUUUCGGAAGAAUCCCAAGGAUUUCUAAAGCAUUUAUUAGAAUUUCUUCAGGAAUUCCUGGAGGAUUUUCAGCAGAAAUCGCUUGAAGAAUCCCAGCAAGAUUUCUCAGAGAGGAUUCCAAUCACGAAAGCCUGGAGAAAUCCCCACAGCAGCCCAGAAGCAAUUCCAACAGAAAUUCUCAAAGGAAUCUGAAGGGGAUUUCCAGUAAAAAUACGGAUAAGAAUUUACAGAAAUAUCAUUGAGAAAUUCAGAAAGAAUCCGUAGAUUAAUAGCAGGGAAUGCUGGAUGACUCUCAUCACGAAUAACUGGAGAAAUCCCAGCAAGAAUUUCCAGAGGUCAUCCCAGAGGAAUUCUUGGAUGAACUCCAAAAGGAAUUCUUGGAGGAAUCUUUGGGAAAAUCCCUGGAGGAAAUACAUAAGGAAUUUUUGAAGGAAACUCAGCCAGGCAUUAUUGAGGAAUUUCCAAGAGGAAUUUGUGAAGAUUUUUUUUUGAGAAAUCCCUAUAAAAUUUACUGAAAAAACUUAUGCAGGAAUACCAGUGGGCAUUCCUAGAAUAGGGCAAAUCCGGAAUGAAUUCUUGGAGAAAUCCACGGAAAAAUGCCAAGAAUAACUCCUGGAGGAAUUUGUGCAGAAAUCUUCAAUGAUGAUGAUCCAGAAAUCUUUGGUAAAAUCCUCUUGGAAUGCCUGAAGGGAAAUUAUUGCUGAGAUUGCUCCAGAGGUUUCUCCUAGUAGGGUCUAGGACCAUUUGGGCAGGAGCACCUAUUUUGGGCACUUGCUACUAUAACUCAGUCAAUUUCAAACUGAUUGACCUGAAUUUUUGAACAUAGCUUGAUACUACGCCUUCCUGAUCGUGUUUCAAAAAUCAAGUCAAUCGGUUCAAAAUUGACUGAGCUAUACUGCCGUGAAUCGCAUAUCAGUCCCAUCUUUGCUGGAUUUCCUAUGCAAAUGUGACUGAUAUGCGAUUCACGGCAGUAUAGUAGCAAGUGCCCAAAUGGUCCCAGACCCUAUUUCUAUACAAAUUCGUCUUGUGUUUUUUCCAAGGAUUUCUUCUUUCUCUUCGAAUGCCAAAAACAUUUCUUCAGAUUUAUGCCUACUAAGAAUUCUUCAGGAACUCGUGCUGGGAUUUCUUAAGUAAUUCAAGACCAACAAUUGAAAAGGCCACAACAACAUUUUGUAAACAAACAUGUUUCUAUCGACUUGAGGCCUUUUGAACUCCACCCACACACCUCACCACCGCUAACAGAAAGCGCAAACAACAAGCUUUCUGAUAGUGGAGGUGAGAUGCGUGGGUGGAUCUCAGAAGGCCUCAAGUCGACAGAAACGUGUUUGUUUACGCAAUGUUGAUGUGGCCUUUUCAAUUGUUGGUCUGGAAUUUAAAUCUUAAGUGUCCUCCAAAUUGCUGGAGGAAUCCUCUUAGAAAUCUUUAAAUAACAGCAGGAAAUUCUGAAAAACUACCUGGAAGAAUCACAGUAGGAUUUUAGUGAAAAUCUCAGCUAUUAUUAUGGAAAUAUUUUCAGUCAAUGGUACUGCACGCAUGGUAAUAAUGACAAUGUUUCAGUACAAUUAAAAGAAUUUUGCAUUCGGUUGGAAAUCGUUGGUGCAGUUCUUAAGUUUACCAAGGAUUCGGUAGAAACUACAACAAAAUGUAUUUCAGUAAACAUAGCAAGACAACCCGAACGUAGUUCUUCUCAAAUAAUUUGACCUGAACUCCGUUUUGUUACUCCAGAAAGCGUCGGUUGUGGGUUGAUUUCGGUUUAUUUGUUGUGCUCUCCUAAUGUCUUCUACUGAAAACGAAAAGAAUGUGGAGUCGGCUACGGAAAGCGAAUGUUCGCAAAGAUAGACCACCGCCGCACGUAUCACAGCUUCGCCACAAUUGUGCAUUAUGAUAAAGGUAAUUGUUCGAACCAUACCCCUUACCUUAAACCAAACGAUGUUGUGUUCAUUUCAUCCAGGAUAUGGAAUGGCCGUUGGGAGCUACGGUGUGCUCUGCUUUGUACAAGAAUUAAUGCUGAUUCUGACUGGGAACAGUCUUGAGGUAAUUGAGCUAGUAUUCAGUAAAUAUAUUUUUUCCACAAUCAGUCGUCAAUUCCGUCGAGUCUCGUCAUCGUUGUAAUGCUGCGCCUUACAAAUAAGUCCAGGGUUCCAUCAGAGUCUUCCCUCCAAAACACACAUUCGAUCGGAGGCGCUCAAAGUCUUCGCAUUGAUUGUUGCCACGCCAAAAGGUAUUUGACAUACGUAUACAGAAUAAUUGCAAACGUUAUCAAUAUGAAAGGUAUUCUUAACACAUUUCAACGCGAGAUUUCGCGUCGUCGCCAAUGAACAGAAAACCAACAUCGCAUAACGAAUGAAACCAUUGCAAGACACAUUCAUUCCCGACAAAAGGUAUUUAUAAGCGCACUAAUUAAACGUACAAAUAGUUUGUGUAAUAUUUUCAACAGGAAUUGUACCUUUUAGAAAUGUAAUUCGUUGAAUGGAAUAUUGAGAAUAUAGUACUGAACGUAACUUGAAUGAAAUCACUCAUGUAACGACAUAGCUUACUUUUCCAUUCAAUGGGUUAUAAUGUUAAUACAACCAGCAAGAGCAGCACUGCGAAAACAAAAAGCGUGUUUUCAACAUCAUCUCUAUCACGAAUAUUUUUUUCUUUUCACUUUUGAUAUUUUCAGGAGUGACCCAGUUUCAUCUUUCGCGGUCGCAGCAACACCGUCUACUUAAUCACGUAGAGUUGAGCAAUAACAUUAGUUUAAUUAUAAUCAAAAAAAACAUUAUAAUCAAUAGUAACUACGUUUCAUAUGCUAACGUAACCAAUUUGAAUGAAAUUGAUCGUAUUUGUGACAAUAGUGCAUACCCAGACGACACGCCAUGAAGCAUCAACGAAUUCCAACGUCGCAGCUGCUAUAGGUGCCCGGACGUAAUUCUGACAUCAGCUACAAACUAAAUCGCAGGUAUCGUGCGUUUUUAUCAUCCCACUUAUUUUAGUUUAAGAUAAAGAAAAACAAACAAAAAACCACAAGUGAAUAACAUUUUAGGAUUGUGUAUGGAAAUGUGAGGCUCUAUUGGUAUCCAAUAAGCACAAUACUUCUGUCUGUAAAAAAAAAAACAAAUGCAAUCGUAGUUUAAUGUUAAGAUCACCCUCUCUAUCUUCAUUGCAACUAAGCUGAAACAGCCCAACAUUAUCCGGUAUUCUUUAUAUAUUUUCAUCAACUUAUAUGUGUAAAUCUUUUUCCUAUUGAGGCGAUACGCCCCUCGUCAACCGUUAUGUUUUUAGUAUUCGAUUCUCCUACAACAAGUUAUACGUUGUAGCGACGCAAACCUACUUAUUUUUAGGUCUCAUGAUGUGUGAUCCAAUAUCAAUCAUUGACAAAAAAAUAUAGAAAAAUAGUGACGGGGUAAGAGACUGUAGCAACAAAAAUUGCAAAUGCAACGAAAGCAAACAUUCUUACGAGUUCAGAAUUCACUAAAAAUGCAAGUCUACAGACACACUAUCACUCUUAACAGUUUAUCGAACACCACUACACUGCAUGAGCUGUGUAAACUUCUAGCGCUGCUACUCGAAUAUGUUGCGCAGUGCGUAUGGGCUUAAGGUUUUGUGUUUCAAUAAAGUACAAUUCACUAUUGGAAUUAAAAAUAA